UAUUCUUAUGCAAUCAGGGCUUUAUUGAAAACAACUCACAUGUCUCUUAACGUUGCAAAGCAUGAAGCAAUUUACAUGUAGCUAGAGCAUUUAUGUAUCAUUACAAACACUCGAGUCAAAAAAUAAAAAUACUUUAUACCAUAUUUUCUAACUUUUUGGUUUCGGUUUCAAUUUUUUUUCUUUCACCUGUUCCUCGAUGAUCCAUUACUACAUAUACCAUGCAAUACCAAUCCGAUAGAUUGCGAAAAAUUUGUGAAGUUUCUUUAAUAUUCAUGGCAUCCAUGAGCCUCAUUUUUAUACUUUUGCUGCAUGUUCACUUUGCGAUGGCUCAUCCUAGAGCAUCAUUUGAAAGGCUCUACUUGCCGACGCCCCUUGUUGGACCGGAGUCACUUGCCUUUGAUUGGAAUGGCGGCGGUCCAUACACCGGCGUUUCCGAUGGUAGAAUUCUCAAAUAUCAAGGACCUAAUCUUAACUUCACAGAGUUUGCUUACACUACACAAAAUAGGAACAAAUCACAGUGUGAUGGAGCUACAGACCCGAGCCUUCAAUCAAUAUGUGGAAGGCCGCUAGGAAUAGCAUUUUAUUACAGGACGGGAGAGCUUUACAUUGCGGAUGCAAAUAAUGGACUCUUUGUUGUCGGACCUAACGGAGGCCAAGCUACUCGUCUUCUAAAUUCUGUUCAAGGCGUUCCUUUGAAGUUUCUUGCAGGCUUAGACGUCGAUCAAACAACUGGAAACGUUUUCUUUACAGAAGCUAGCUCCGCUUUCCAAUUAAAAGACAUUGUAGGACUGGUUCAAAGCAGAGACAACACAGGAAGCUUAUUCAUGUACGAUCCACGUACCAAACGAGCCACAGUAUUACUGAGAAACCUAGCAGCAGCAGCAGGCACAGCCGUGAGUAGAGACGGAUCAUUCGUCCUCGUAAGCGAGUUCUUAGCCAAUAGAAUCCAAAAAUAUUGGCUUAGAGGACCAAGAGCUAAUACAGCACAAAUUCUACGGUCGUUUCGAGGAAAGCCGGACAACAUUAAGAGAAAUGCUAACGGGCAGUUUUGGGUGGCGGUGAGCGUUCUACGAGACCCGCCGCCGCCGCCAAAACCGCGGAUGUUACCACUUGGAUACAGAAUUAAUGAGAAUGGUAUGGUGCUGCAAGUAGUGAGCUUUAGAGGUCCAUAUGAAACUGAAGCAAUUAGUGAAGUUCAAGAGAUGAAUGGGACGUUAUAUGCAGGCUCCUUGCAUGUGAAUUUUGCUGCCACUAUGUUUAGACGUUAAGAUACUCAGCUGUUACAUAAAGUAAUAGCUUUAUCUAUGAGAAAU
Molecule: messenger RNA, 1313 nt
Organism: Mercurialis annua (annual mercury)
Lineage: Eukaryota; Viridiplantae; Streptophyta; Magnoliopsida; Malpighiales; Euphorbiaceae
Product: protein STRICTOSIDINE SYNTHASE-LIKE 12-like
Exons: 3
Coding region: 219-1268 (349 amino acids)
Biological process (GO): biosynthetic process
Molecular function (GO): strictosidine synthase activity
Source: RefSeq, a predicted model, not a curated record